Messenger RNA from Effrenium voratum, 708 nucleotides. NCBI's taxonomy places the organism in Eukaryota, Dinophyceae, Suessiales, Symbiodiniaceae. The record is from the annotation of a GenBank genome assembly.
AUGGAUUGGGCAGAGAGGGCCGAUCAGCUGCUACAACGGGCACAGCAGCUCCAGCAGCAGCUGACGGAGGACGAGGUGGGAACACAGUCGACCCUGAAGCGCCCGGAGCCGAGUCGGCUAUCAAAUCGAGCAGUGGCGGAGCUAGAGCUCAUUCUGGCAGAGGAUCCUAUGUGCGCAGGUGCCAAAGUCGCAUCGAGCAACGAGGAGAAGGAUUCGGUUGCUCCUGCUCUCGAAGUGCCAGCUCCAGCAGCUGUCGAGGUGACAAAGGAGUCUGCGGUGCCUACAAAGCCAGCGGCCCAAUUACUUGAAGACUUCGAUGGACUCCGCCUUCAGUUUCGGAGACUCGAGUUGACUUCUUUGGGACUUCGUCAGACCAGGGACUCUGAUGGACUUUGGCUUCAGUGCCGCAUCGCUUUAGGUGACAAACGAGGAGAGCCUGUGGAAGAAGUUCUUCUUCGCUGCCAGGGGGACAGCAACGUUGAGAUCCAGCACUCCUCGCAUGUGCGCAAAGCAGAGCCAGCAGACUGGCGUGAAGUGGCGACUCAACCGUUGCGGCUGGGCCUGCUGACAUCAAAAGCUGCACGAGGGCACGCAGCACCCAAAGGAGACAAGCCCUUCAUCCUGUGGCAGAGGCAGAGCUGCUGUGGUUUGCGGCACUGCUUGAGCCAGGGACUGCGUGCCCAUUCACUGCCGAGCUGCGUGCCGUGA